Cornus florida is the source of this 1599-nucleotide messenger RNA. RefSeq lists its product as uncharacterized. NCBI's taxonomy places the organism in Eukaryota, Viridiplantae, Streptophyta, Magnoliopsida, Cornales, Cornaceae. The transcript has 2 exons. The record is from RefSeq and is a predicted model, not a curated record. The coding region runs from base 1 to 1599 and encodes 532 amino acids.
AUGGAUGAGAGACAAAUUAUAUGCUAUUGUCGAUUUGAUGGGAAAAUUGACAAAAAUGAGAAUGGGGAAAUUAUAUACAUCGGCGGUGUCACAGACCCUUUUAUGAUAACAACAACAACAACAUACGAAUCAUUUAUAAAUGAGUUACAACAACGUUCAUCUUCAAACAUGAGUGGUAAAGUCAUAUAUUAUACCACCGAAUCUAACAAGAAUGAACUUUUGAGGAUGACGGGAGAAUCUGGAUUUAGAGUGAUGCUUCUAGUGAGUGGUCCCAUGCUAAAUGUGUAUAUGGAAGAUGCAGAGCCUGUAAUUGCAUCAUGCACAAUUCCUACUGAUCAUAGUGAGAGACAAUUUGUUGAAGCCACAUCGCCAAUUGGUCUUCUACAAAGUGUUGCGUCAACGUCUUCAUUUCCUCCGAUAAAUGCGCAUCGGGAUUCUUUCCGACACAUUGAUGACAUUCUUUGCGUGGAUCAGUUUUUUGACAGCCCAAAUGAUUUCAAAGAUGCACUCGUUUUGUUUGGUCUUCGUAAUCAUUUUCGGUUCAAGUACUUGGACAAUAGCAGAAAAUAUUAUAGAGUUGUGUGCGAGGUUAAUAAUUGUCCAUGGAAAUUAUCAGCUGGUUGUGAAGGAAGUGGUGAUAUAGCGAGAAUCAAGCGGUUUAAUAAUGUUCACACUCACACUGCUCAAGACAUUUCAGAUUAUAAAGCCAUUUUUUGGUCGAAGGAAAUGGGUCGAGCUAUUGUGAACAAGGUUAGGGACAAUCCUAAAUGCACCCCCAAGACUAUUUCCACAGACAUAAACGGUGAAUUUUCUGCUAAAAUGACUUACAUGCAAUCGUGGAGAGCUAAGGAGUGUGCACGUCAUAUCAUUGAGGGAAAUCCCAAGGAUAGCUAUAUUUUAGUCCCGUGGUUGUGUGAACGAAUAGCAGAAUAUAUUCCUGGGACAAUUACAUCGUGGGAGUGCACGGAUGAUAGGAGAUUUAAGCGAGUGUUUGUAGCUUAUGGGUGCUCCAUACGAGGUUUCAUCAACUAUUGCAGGCCCACGUUAGCAAUCGAUGCUUGCCACUUGAGUGGCAAUUAUAAAGGAACAAUGCUUGGUGCAACGGGGUUCGAUGCGAAUGAUGGCUUGUGGCCUUUGGCGUAUGCUGUUGUUUCUUCUGAGAAUGAUGAUGAUUGGCAUUGGUUCUUGAGCAAGGUGAAAGAGAUUCUAGAUGGUCGCAUUGUGACAAUCUUAACCGACAGGCAUCCGAGCCUAAUAAGUUGUAUUAGAGAUAUUUUUGGCUCCCAGUACCACUCAUGGUGUCUUCGUCACCUAACGGCGAAUUUUUCUACAUCCAUUCUUGGGAGACAAAGUUUAGGAUUGAGGGCUUCGGGUAAAGAGCAUGCGAAAAAAUUACUCGAUAAAAUUGCAUAUGCUCGAACUGUAGAUGAGUAUAAGAAUGCAUUGGCUGCCAUGCGGGUAUUUCGAGGGGAGUUAUGCGAUUGGGUUUUGGCGAAUUCACCUGAACAUUGGUCAAAUGCUAUGUUUACUUCCAAGCGUUGGGAUAAAUUAUACACCAAUCAAGCAGAGUCCUUCAAUGCAUGGGUGAAACCUAAUUAG